AUGAAGAUUAUAGUCGCAGGGGCAACGGGUCUCGUUGGAUCUGAGAUUAUUCGCCAAUGUCUUGACAUCGAUGCAGUAACAGAGGUCAUUGCCCUAGCAAGAAGCCCGAUUCAAAUCGACCGGAGCAAUAAAUCUUUGAAGAUCAAAUGUGUGAUGAUUGAAGACUAUGAGUACUAUCCCGAUCAUGUCAAGGCUGUAUUCGCAGGUGCAGAUGCUUGUAUAUGGACGGUGGCUAUAACUCCUUUUAGGUCAGGAAGCUUCAGCUUUGAGGAAGUGAAACGGGUCUGCCAAUCUUGUACAUUGACUGGUUUGCAAACGAUAUAUGAGGCCCAAGGAGGUCGAGCAUUUCGAUUCAUGUACCUCAGCGCCGAGGGGACACCCGACGAUCCUACAAAGAAACCCAUGUUUAUGGGAGACUAUCAAAUUAUGCGACGAGAAACAGAACUACAACUACAAGAGUUUUCCGAUAGCAACGCAAAUAUCGAGAUUUGUAUCGCUCGUCCGGGUGUUGUGACAAACUCCACGACCUGGGGGAGAGCUGCUCUGGCUUCUCUGUUGCAAUUGACCAAUCACUUCUCGCGGGCCAUUCCGAACGUGGGACGUAGCGAACUUGCUGCGGCUAUCCUCAGCCAGAUUUUACAUGGAUUCAGUGGCGAGAUACUUUCAAAUGUGGAUUUAGUCGGGAUUGGGCAAGAAGCCUUGCGUGCAAAAGAGUCUUAG
Penicillium daleae is the source of this 720-nucleotide messenger RNA. RefSeq lists its product as uncharacterized. The transcript is spliced from 3 exons. Bases 1 to 720 code for a protein of 239 amino acids. Lineage: Eukaryota; Fungi; Ascomycota; Eurotiomycetes; Eurotiales; Aspergillaceae. The record is from RefSeq and is a predicted model, not a curated record.